Messenger RNA from Mesitornis unicolor (brown roatelo), 975 nucleotides. It is a transcript of the gene ADORA3, whose product is annotated as adenosine A3 receptor. Gene Ontology annotation, molecular function: G protein-coupled adenosine receptor activity. Bases 1 to 975 code for a protein of 324 amino acids. Lineage: Eukaryota; Metazoa; Chordata; Aves; Mesitornithiformes; Mesitornithidae. Gene Ontology annotation, biological process: G protein-coupled adenosine receptor signaling pathway. The record is from RefSeq and is a predicted model, not a curated record. The transcript is spliced from 2 exons. Gene Ontology annotation, cellular component: membrane; dendrite; synapse.
AUGCCCAACAACAGCCUGAGCAGCCUGGAUGGGAUCUACAUAGGGACCGAGUGCUUGGUGGCUCUGUUUGCCACCGUGGGUAACAUCCUGGUCAUCUGGGUGGUGAAGCUGAACUCGGCGUUUCAGAACAUGACGCUGUACUUCAUCGUCUCGCUGGCGCUGGCCGAUAUCGCAGUGGGGGUCCUCGUCAUGCCCCUGGCCAUCGUGGUGAGCCUGGGAGUCCGCGUCCACUUCUACGCCUGCCUCUUCAUGUGCUGCCUGAUGGUGGUGUUCACCAACGCCUCCAUCCUCUCCCUCCUGGCCAUCGCCAUCGACCGCUACCUGCGAGUGAAGCUGCCAACCAGAUACAAAGUAAUCACUACAGAGAGGAGAGUCUGGUGGGCGCUGGGGCUGUGCUGGACCGUGUCCCUGCUGGCAGGGUUAGUGCCCAUGUUCGGGUGGAACAAGACACAGCCAGGAAACGCCGACUUCCUCAGCUGCCAGUUCACCACAGUGAUGAGGAUGGAUUACAUGGUGUAUUUCGGCUUCUUCACGUGGACCCUCGUCCCUCUGCUCGUCAUGUGUGUGCUGUAUGUUGAAAUCUUCUACAUCAUCCGGACAAAGCUGAGCCAAGGCACAACCAGCGUGAGAGGGACAGGAGGUUUUUAUGGACAGGAGUUCAGGACAGCCAAAUCUCUGGCACUUGUUCUCUUCCUGUUUGCCAUAUCCUGGCUGCCUCUCUGCAUUAUAAACUGCAUUUCCUAUUUUUACCCUGACUGUGAGAUCCCCGAGUAUUUGAUGUACUUGGGAAUCGUGUUAUCCCAUGCCAAUUCUGCCAUGAACCCCAUUGUCUAUGCCUGCAAGAUAAAGAAGUUCAAAAACACCUACCUUUUAAUUUUGAGGGCCUACAUCCUCUGCAAAAAACAAGACCCAGUUCUUACAGAGCAAACGACAGAUGUAAAUAAAGACCUGAUCAUUGACAAACCACUUUGCUAA